CACACACGCCCACGCCCCCACACACUCAGACACCCAAACACAGCACGCGACUAAAGCCCGACUUUGAACAACAACGUGUUCGGGUUGUCAAGAAACCGGAUCUUUUUUGUUAAAAGCAAUAUUAUACCACUUCUUCAUCACUUUCACGUCGAGGAACCGACAUUAUAUUCGCAGUAUUUCUCUGUUUGUUUGUUUUUGGUGAGUCGAAACCAAAACUGCUAUUCUAAGAUUUGCAUUGAAAGAAAAGUUCGUGUUUUGCUUAUCAAGCGAAGUAAAUCGCCGUAAAAGCCGUUUGUGGUUGAAUCCGAUUAGUUUGUCUCAUGUCUGAUCAGAGUUCAGAUGAAGAUCUGGAUCCUGAGUCGGAACAGGCGGAGGAGCUCGCAGGAACCCUCAGCAAGUGGACCAACUAUAUCCAUGGAUGGCAGGACCGCUGGGUUGUACUGAAAAACAACACACUAAGCUACUAUAAGUCAGAGCAUGAGCGAGAGUAUGGCUGCAGAGGAUCACUCUGUCUCAGCAAAGCUGUCAUCAAGCCACACGAUUUCGACGAAUGCCGCUUUGACAUCAGUAUAAAUGACAACAUUUGGUACCUGCGGGCUGAAGACCCCGACCUCCGGAGCCAGUGGAUUGACACCAUUGAACUUCACAGGGCUGAGUCAGGUUAUGGUUCAGAAACUAGUCUGCGGCACCAUGGAUCCAUGUUGUCCCUCACUUCUGCCACCAGCGGCCUCUCAACGACCUCCACAUCUUCCUUAAAAAAAGGCAACAGUCUCAGAGAAAAGCUGGCAGAGAUGGAGACAUUCCGGGACAUUCUGUGCAGACAAGUGGACACACUGCAGCGUUACUUCGACAACUGUGCAAAUAGGGAUUAUAGAGAGGGUUUUUUCAGGGACAAAGUAAUCGAGGAUGAUGAAGAUGAUUUUUCCACCAUACAAAUUGAUGGAGACUACCUUCUCAACUACAAUAGCGGCAAAGAGAAGUUGUUCUUUAAUGCCAGCAUGAAAGCAGCCAUCGGCAUUGAUUUCAAAGGUGAAGCCAUCACUUUCAAAGCCACCACAGAAGGCAUACUCUCUACAAUGUCCCACUGCAUCGACAUCAUGGUCAAACGUGAGGAGAACUGGCAGAAGCGGCUGGAUAAAGAAAUGGAACAGAGGAAGAGAGUAGAAGAAUCAUACAAAUCAGCCAUAAGAGAACUGAAGAAGAAAUCUCACUACGGAGGUCCAGAUUAUGAAGAGGGGCCAAACAGUCUCAUCAAUGAAGAUGAAUUCUUUGAUGCUGUCGAAUUAGCUCUGGAUAAGCAAGACAAGAUUGAGGAGCAGUCUGAGAAAUGCAGGACGACUCGACCAGUUACACUGAACUCCACUAUUAAUGUUCACAAAUACACCAACAAGCCUCUUAGUCAUGCUUCUUCACUAUCCUCUCUCGACCUAGUCAGUGCUUCAGAUGAUGUGCACAGACUGAGUGCUCAGGUGGAGGAAAUUAUACACAGCCACAUGACCCAUUCCUUACAAGAUGUAGGUGGAGAUGCUAACUGGCAACUUGUCACUGAGGAGGGUGAGCUAAAGGUGUACAGAAGAGAGGUUGAGGAGAAUGGAAUUGUUUUGGACCCUCUCAAAGCUACACAUGCUGUUAAAGGGGUUACAGGUCAUGAGGUCUGUCAUUACUUCUGGGACACAGCCUUCAGGAAUGACUGGGAAACAACUGUCGAAAACUUCAGUGUGAUAGAGACGUUAUCAGACAAGGCAGUAAUUAUUUAUCAGACUCAUAAGAGGGUGUGGCCUGCUUCGCAAAGAGACGUCCUUUAUCUAUCAGUCAUCCGCAAAAUCCUCUCCACCAACGAGAAUGAACCCAAUACGUGGAUUGUGUGCAAUUUCUCUGUAGAUCAUGACAGCUAUCCACCCACAAACCGGUGUAUUCGUGCCAAAAUCAAUGUGGCCAUGAUCUGCCAGACGCUGGUCAGUCCACCAAAGGGCAACAAAGAGAUCAGCAGAGAUGAUAUCCUCUGUAAAAUAACUUACGUAGCCAAUGUGAAUCCAGGAGGAUGGGCACCAGCGUCCGUCUUGCGAGCAGUGGCCAAACGUGAAUAUCCAAAAUUCUUAAAGCGCUUCACGUCAUAUGUUCAAGAAAAGACCAGCGAUAAAGCAAUCCUUUUUUAAAAAUCAAACAGGUUGCCAGACAUUCAUUGGAGGCCUUAUCCAUCACUUCACCCUCUAAAUCUUAAGUCAUAUCCAAAAUCUAAAUUAAACCAGUCAUAUAUCACAGUGUUCUGGAUUAGGAAUAUCAAUGUUCUUAUACAGGCAUCCAGAAAAUCCCACGGUAUUUAUAGUGCACAUUGAUUACAUAUACAGUUGUGUCCUUUUACAUGUUGUGGGGACGGGUCCUGGUUGUUUUUGUCUGCUUUGUCUUUUAUAAGAGUUAAAGUGUUUACGUUGUAAAUAAUUGUAUUCCUAUUAUGCACAUUGUUUGGCUGUCUUUAUUAAAGAUUUAAAAACACUAUUAACUUGAAUACCAACUUGAAUUAAAAGCUUUCUUGGUUAUAACCGUU
Molecule: messenger RNA, 2545 nt
Organism: Silurus meridionalis
Lineage: Eukaryota; Metazoa; Chordata; Actinopteri; Siluriformes; Siluridae
Gene: cert1a
Product: ceramide transporter 1a
Exons: 18
Coding region: 321-2156 (611 amino acids)
Biological process (GO): ER to Golgi ceramide transport
Cellular component (GO): Golgi apparatus
Molecular function (GO): phosphatidylinositol-4-phosphate binding
Source: RefSeq, a predicted model, not a curated record